AUGGAAUCGAUCAUUGCCGGGCGCGAUAACGACGUGCGCCAAAUGCAGCUUGCCGACUACAACUUCCCGGUGGCUUGGUCCCUGAUGCUUAAGCGCUACAACAACCCGCGUCUGGUCUUCGUUCAUCACAUGAGCGCUAUCUUUUCGCUGCCGAAAUUGCGCGUCACGGCCUUAAAAGGGGAGGUACAUCAUUGGCUCGCAUAUCACGCGGCUUCCAGGCUCCCAAAGGAAACCCUCAACGAAUGGGAGCAUCAUCAAGGCAGUAUGCCAACCGUUCCGUCCUAUGCAGAUCUGGAGUCGUUUCUAAACGACCGGCUGGUGGUCAUGGAUGCGAUCGAAAACCAAAGCUUGUCGAACGACUUCAGUCCUGGGCCCGGAUCGUCAGAUGGCAUGCACCGGGUUCGAGUGCACAACGUUCGCGACGAGUCAGGACGCCCCGGCUUAAGUUGUCAUCAUUGCAAUGGCGGUUACAUUCUGCGCCGUUGUCCGGCGUUUCUUGAUUUGGAAGCGUGGAGGCGCAAGGAGAUUGUGGGUAGGGCGAAGCUGUGCAUCAACUGCCUCAGCAAGGCUCAUGCGCUUCCCCGCUGCACCAGCAACAAAGGGUGCCUGGUUUGCGGUCAGCGUCAUCAUACGCUGUUGCACUUACUGAGGGCAGCUCAGCCCGCCAUCGCUCCGCGGGCGCCCUCUGCCUAG
This is a messenger RNA of Drosophila ficusphila, 693 nucleotides long. RefSeq lists its product as uncharacterized. The coding region runs from base 1 to 693 and encodes 230 amino acids. The record is from RefSeq and is a predicted model, not a curated record. The transcript has 2 exons. Lineage: Eukaryota; Metazoa; Arthropoda; Insecta; Diptera; Drosophilidae.